Messenger RNA from Miscanthus lutarioriparius, 885 nucleotides. Lineage: Eukaryota; Viridiplantae; Streptophyta; Magnoliopsida; Poales; Poaceae. The record is from the annotation of a GenBank genome assembly.
AUGCCCUCCCACAAGCAACUAGUGGCCUCUGGCUUCACCCUGGCCCUGCUCCUCACGUCACAUUCUGGAGCUGAGGCAACAGGGACAGGAGGACUAUGCGAAUCGCGGUUGCACUGGUCUAUCUGCAAGGCCAAUUGGAUGUGUGCGGCCUUGUGCUGUGUCGCCAUGAGAGGCUACACUGGUGGCUACUGCUCUAGCUAUACGGAGACAAGCCAAGUCGCGCCUGCUUGGCUAGGUUUUCACUCCUGCAUCUGCACCAAGGUGUGCGAUGGUGGGCCACCACCGGAGCCUUGGGUCCAGCCACCAUCAACACCUGGGGUUCAGCCUCCGCCCAUGCCAACGCCUUUGGUACAGCCUCCACCGAUGCCUACUCCUUGGGUGAAGCCCCCACCGAUGCCGACGCCUUGGGUCCAGCCUCCGCCGAUGCCGCCUUGUUUCAAUCCUCUGCCGAUGCCGACGCCAUGUUUCAAGCCUCCACUGAUGCCAACGCCGUGGGUCCAGCCUCCACCUAUGCUGUCGCCUUGUGUCAAGCCUCCGUCGAUGCCAACGCCUUGGAUCCAGCCUCCACCGAUGCCAACACCUUGUGUCGAGCCUCCGCCGAUACCGACGCCUUGGGUCCAGCCUCCGCCGAUGCCAACGCCUUGUGUCAAGCCUCCACCGAUGCAAACACCUUGGGUCCAGCCUCUGCCGUUACCAAUGCCUUGUGUCAAGCUUCCGCCGAUGCCGACGCCUUGGGUCGAGCCUCCACCGACACCUGGGAUUCAACCUCUGCCAAUGCCGAAGCCUUGGGUCCAUCCUUGGUCGAUGCCGACGCCUUGGGUCAAGCCUCCAGCGGAGAAGCAACCAGUCAACCACCGCUGCCGGGGUGCUCAACUAAUGGAGUAG